CUGAUCUCUACAUAUUUUAUUUUCUUUAUCAAUAAGUUCAAGAAACAUCUGUGUAUUAUUGCUCAUGAUUGAUGGCAGAAAAUUGGAUAAAUAAUGUAGAAAGAUGGAAAUGGAACUGGACAGAGUUAUGUGGACAUGAAAAAAGUAUUAGCCCUUUAAAUCCUGAAACACAUGACUUAGAUGUUUGUUUUCAACAGCUUUGUCUGCAGAUACCAGUAUUAGCGCUCAUAGCUAUAACUUCAGCAUUUUAUUGUGGAAAAAGAAAUAUAUAUUCAUCUAGGCAACAGUAUGCUUAUCAUGCUCUAAACAUUAGAAUUUUUGUCACAAUAUGUCUCACAAUAUUGCCUAUCAUAAGGGCAUAUAUUAUUUUAACUAAUACUACUAUUUCUUUCCCUGAUGAAGUGCAAGAUCAUACUACAUCAGUGCCAACAACAUUAGACAUUGGUAUUCACAAUACAAGUUUCUCAAUAGACAAAGCAAACAUAAUAAGCAGGAUAUAUGAUGGAUUAAACCACACUGUGAAAUUUGCUCAAUCAAUUUUAUCACAGAAAAACAGUGCUGAUACUACUACAAUUCCUGUUACAUUAUAUACUGUUGAUUUUGCAUCAACAUCAUCCAACUUUAGUGAUAAAUUUACUUCUGCUAAACCAGUAGAUUAUCUUGUGGCAGGUACCNAAGGUUUAGCAUGGGUUGUGCACUUUUGUUUUAUUUUGAGUUUGAAACGUGGGCGAGAUCCCAAUCCACGAGGCCCAUUAUUAAUACGAACAUUAAUAUUUCUUUUGACUGUUGUUUCCGUAUUGCUGUUGCGUAGUCAUAUCAAUAAUAAGUCAAAAGACGACGUUUUGCCAAACUUAUCAUUAGGAUUCAGCAUCAGUGUAGUCACAUUAUUGAUAUUUUACAUCGUAACAUUGAUACCGAGUUCUAAGUCCAGGACAGAGGACGCGAGGACAUCAUCUCGAAAUACCGUAAUUGGAGAACGCACUGCACUGUUAUCCAGCCCCAAUUCCUCAUAUGUACAAUUUCCUGAAGAACAAGAUCCAAACUAUCUUGGAAUUGCUAUGGAGGAUACAACUAUCGCUUCUAAGCUCCUGUUUCAUUGGGUGACGCCUUUAAUGAAAAAGGGCGUUAAGGGAUUAUUAAAUCAUUCUGAUGAUUUGUNUGAUUUACCUGAUCAGAUAAAUACUGCUGCAAUCAGUCAAAAAAUUGACAAGCGUUUAAAUAAUGUGCCAAAAAAUAUGAGCAAUGGAAUCGAGAAUAAUACGGAAAUGACGCUUAACAGCACCACAAGUGUAAAAGUAAUCACAAAGAAAGCAACACUGUUUUACUUGUUACAUGAAUGUUUUGGCUGGGAAUUUUAUGCGGUUGGAAUUUUGAAAUUUAUCGCAGAUUGUAGCUCGUUUAUGGGACCAAUACUUCUAAGUAGAUUGAUAGGCUUUAUUGAAGAUAAAAAUGAGCCGAUUUCGUACGGAUAUCUAUAUGCAACUCUUAUAAUACUCAGCGCUAUAAUUGGUGCCUUUUGCAAUACUCACUUUACUUUUUGGAUGUNUAUUGUGGGCUUAAAAAUUCGCUCCGCAAUUAUAACUUUAGUCUAUCGAAAAACAUUACAUUCUUCUAAUAUCGAUUUAAACCACAAUUUUAAUUUUGGUGAAAUAAUCAAUUUUAUGAGCACCGAUAGCGAUAGAUUAGUCAACAGUUGUCCCAGUUUUCAUACAUUUUGGAGUAUACCAUUACAGUUAUUCGUGACACUGUAUCUUCUCCAUCAGCAAAUUGGAGCUUCGUUUUUAGCCGGUGUCGCGUUUUCGAUAAUACUUAUACCAAUCAAUAAAAUAAUAGCAAAUAAAAUUGGCAAACUCAGUUGCAAAAUGAUGGAAUAUAAAGAUCAAAGAGUGAGGCUAAUGGGAGAAUUAUUGCAUGGCAUGACUACGAUUAAAGUUAAUGUAUGGGAAGAGCAUUUUUUACGAAAUAUUCUCAAGAUAAGAGAAGACGAGAUAAAAUACUUGCGAGGUAGAAAAUAUUUAGACGCCUUGUGUGUUUAUUUCUGGGCGACUACACCCGUUGUCAUCGCAAUAUUAACGUUUGCCACAUAUGUAUUGUCUGGCAAUCAGUUGACCGCCAAAACUGUUUUUACGAGUAUGGCUUUGUUGAACAUGUUGAUAGGACCUUUGAAUGCAUUUCCAUGGGUUUUAAAUGGUCUUACGGAAGCAUGGGUUUCUCUCAAGAGAAUUCAAAGAAUGCUGGACCUUCCAGAUAUGGACACAUCGUUAUAUUAUACUGAUAUCAAUCCUGAUUCUGAUUUGUUGCUGCAAAAUUUAACAUUGAUUGUUAAUCGUCCGAAGAACAUGAAUAGUACGAACGAAAAUUCAAAAACUUUAAGUACUCCAUCUUCAAGUACAGAUAUUAAGAAAAGUGUUACUUUCGAAGACGAAGAUGUUUUUGCUUUACAUAAUAUUAAUUUAUCUGUACAAAAGGGACAAUUAAUCGGUAUAAUGGGUAAAGUUGGAAGCGGAAAAUCUUUACUUCUUGAUGGCAUUCUAGCAGAAAUUACAAAAACUAGUGGAAUAAUAUCUGUUAACGACGAUAACAAAGGUUUCGGAUAUGUAAAACAAAAUCCUUGGCUACAACGCGGUACAAUUCGAGAUAACAUUCUAUUUGGAAAACCAUAUGAUCAUAACAAAUACAGGAACAUUUUAAAAGCUUGUGCUCUCACGUCCGAUUUGAAUUUGCUUCCCAACAAAGAUUUAACGGCUGUUGGCGAAGCCGGAAACACUUUGAGUGGCGGCCAAAAGACGAGAAUUUCCUUGGCUCGCGCUGUAUACGCAGAUAAAGAUAUUUAUUUGUUAGACGACAUAUUAGCAACACUAGAUGUCAAAGUUGCUCGAUAUGUUUUUCAGCACGUAAUUCUAGGCUUGUUGGGAAAUAAAACCAGGAUUUUAUGUACACAUCAAACUCAGUAUCUGGUUCAUGCGGACGUAGUUAUCGAAAUGUCAAAAGGAAAAAUUAUUAAUCAAGGAAAACCAAGCGACGUAUUGCCCGAUUUGGAAGAUUAUCUUUUAUCAUCAUCAGAAUACACUGAAUGUGACUUAGAUGUUGCCUAUAUGAAAGCAAUGUUGCCUAGUGAAUUUAAUCAAUUGGAAAAAGACGAGGUUGAUCCUUUGCUCGAUAAAGAAGUGACCGAGAAAGGAACGGUUCAAUUUUCGGUGUAUACGAGCUAUCUCGACGCUAUAGGACGGUAUCUGGCAAUUUCGAUAUUUCUCUCGAUGAUUUUGAUGCAAAGUUCAAAGAACGUUACAGAUCUAUGGUUAUCGUACUGGGUAACGCACACUAACAACACGACAAUUAAUUCCACUGAACGAUCCGAAGUUGGAAAACUGCAACUCUACUAUGAUAACGACAGUCUGCACGACACAAAAUAUUACUUAACAAUUUACAGUUUACUUGCUGUAUUCAACACCAUUUUUACUUUAAUUAGAGCAUUUAUUUUUGCAUACGGUGGCCUGCAAGCAGCCAUAACAAUGCAUAGACAGCUUCUGAAGAUAAUUAUACGGGCAAAAUCAACAUUUUUUGAUAUUCAACCGCUUGGGAGAAUUAUAAAUAGAUUUUCGUCUGACACAUAUACAGUCGAUGAUUCUCUACCUUUUAUUAUGAAUAUUUUACUGGCACAUGUCUUCGGUUUAGUUGCUACUAUCAUAGUUACAGCUUAUGGUCUACCAUGGAUUUUCCUUAUAUUAGCUCCUCUUGUACCUAUUUAUCAUUGGAUACAAAAUCAUUACAGAUUAACAUCGAGAGAAGUAAAACGAUUAUCAAGUAUCACAUUAUCUCCACUGUACGCUCACUUUAAUGAAACUUUGGACGGAUUAACAACAAUCAGAGCCUUUCGUACUGUACCACGUUUUAAACAGGAAAGUGAAUUGCUGUUAGAAACCAGUCAGAAAACGCAAUUCGCUUCUAUAGCCGCCAGUCAAUGGCUCGCGUUAAGAUUGCAAUUUAUCGGUGUCGCUCUUAUAGCCGGAAUCAGCGUUAUGGCGGUUUUGCAACAUCAAUAUAAUAUAGCUGACCCCGGUUUGAUCGGUUUGGCAAUUACUUACGCCCUAUCUGUAACCGGAUUGUUAACCGGAGUUGUGAACUCUUUCACCGAGACUGAGAGAGAGAUGAUCGCAGUGGAACGAGUCAAACAAUAUUUGGAUAACGUACCGACUGAGAAUGCGAUGGGCGAAAAUCCGCCCUAUGCAUGGCCCAGUCAGGGUGUUAUAGAAUUCAGAGAAGUUGUCUUAAAAUACAGAGAACAUUUAGUGCCAUCAUUGAAAGAAGUAACAUUUAGUACUCGACCAGCUGAGAAAAUAGGUGUCGUCGGUCGCACCGGUGCCGGAAAAAGCUCAUUAUUAGCUUCGUUAUUUAGACUAACGGAAAUCAGUUCUGGAAGUAUAUUAAUUGACAACGUGAAUAUUCAAACGUUACAGUUAAACGCAUUAAGAUCCCGCUUAGCUAUUAUACCACAAGAUCCGUUUCUCUUUUCGGGUACCAUACGAGAAAACGUUGAUCCUCUAGAUCAGUAUACCGAUAUGCAUAUAUACAAAGCUCUCGAAAAGUGUAAAGUACAUUCUUUGGUUUAUCGAUUAGGUGGCUUAGGCGCUGUUUUGGAUGAAGGUGGCAAUAAUCUUAGCGCCGGUCAGAGACAAUUGUUCUGCUUAGUUAGAGCUGUGCUACAUAAUGCUAAGAUUGUUUGUAUUGACGAAGCAACUGCAAAUGUAGAUCACGAAACGGAUAAAUUUAUCCAAGCGACGAUAAAGUCUUCUUUCCAAAGUGCGACGGUUAUUACCAUCGCUCAUAGAAUAAGAACGAUUAUGCACUGUGAUAGAGUUUUAGUGAUGGGAGAUGGAGAAGUGUUGGAAUUCGACGAGCCUAAUAUAUUGAUUCAAAAUGCCGAUUCCUAUUUCUAUCAGCUGGCCAGUCAAGAAUUUUCGGAUCAAGAAUAAUAUAGAAUAUGAGCGAUCGCGUGUGAUAUGCCACUUACAUGAUUUUAUAUAAAAAUGACACGAACGCAGUUCCAACCCAUAUGUGUAACAGGUUUUUUAAUAGGUUUUGGAAUCGCGAAAGCAUCAAAUGCGAUGAUUGUAAGUAAUUGUAUUAUAUACAAGAUAUCUUUGUGAGAAGCGUGAGAAAUA
Molecule: messenger RNA, 5162 nt
Organism: Pseudomyrmex gracilis
Lineage: Eukaryota; Metazoa; Arthropoda; Insecta; Hymenoptera; Formicidae
Product: multidrug resistance-associated protein 7
Exons: 17
Coding region: 72-4973 (1633 amino acids)
Biological process (GO): transmembrane transport
Cellular component (GO): membrane
Molecular function (GO): ABC-type transporter activity; ATP binding; ATP hydrolysis activity
Source: RefSeq, a predicted model, not a curated record